AUGGUUAGAUAUAAUGGGCUGGUUGUAGAAAAGAAAAGUGGAAGAAGAAAGAAACUCAGCAGACGACAUCGACCUCCUGAGUCCCAAUUUACGAACCUCCGCCUACGAUCUAUGUCCGUAAACCCUAAAUUCCACCACCAGAUGAUUCUCUCUCUCCUCUCCGAAAAUAUUCAGCAUUGUAAAGCAAUGGAGUCGAUGAUCGAACUCUGCGAUCUGAUCGCACAAAAUCCUUCGCAAUUUGCUGAUAAAUUGGCUUGGAUUUGUGGACGAUGUCCACCAAUUGACUCUGUACUCGCCACCGCUAGAUUUCUUUCUAAAUGCCCCAAUUUCGACGACAUGAGGCCCUAA
This is a messenger RNA of Ilex paraguariensis (yerba mate), 348 nucleotides long. NCBI's taxonomy places the organism in Eukaryota, Viridiplantae, Streptophyta, Magnoliopsida, Aquifoliales, Aquifoliaceae. The record is from the annotation of a GenBank genome assembly.